CUGAUGCCUUUCCCCCUCUCCCUCCCUCUUCACCCCUCCCAACUUCCUUUUUCAAUCUUUUCCCCACUCCCAUGUGUACAUUACAAACCAGCUGUCUUUAAGGCCUUUGCGCUGCCGUCUGCUGGAGCUCUGCCGUUCCUACAAUCUGCAAUCUGUGAUUUCAGAGGCCAACCCACCACUAACUACUCGGACAUGCCAGUCUAUCAUAAUGCUUCGGUAAACCAGUUUUACUCGUUGCUGGAGGAGACGGACGUGUUGCAGAGCUGGAAUGGAGUGUGCUCGCAGCUCGAGGAACAACUCGGCUGUUUCUCUGCCGAGGCCAGGCUCCUAGCCUGCCAACAACAAAAUCCAAUCCACCUGGACUGUACCCUCCGAGACCCAAACGACUUCUCCCACUUCCUGUCACAUGACCUGGGACUCAGCCCCCAGACUGCUGAGGACAUCAUUGGAGCACAGGUCAGGGUUCAUCACCAUGGCAACCACCCAACACCUUGGGGCUACUGUUAAUGUACAAUGUGACAUUGACUUCGCAAGGUGUUGGAGAUACAAAAUAAUGUGUAGUAAUCAUGUUUGAGACACUAGAGACCACUACGACUGUAUAUACACCAUUAGGUUAACUGAAUUGGAAGGUUAAUUAAUGCAUGUUUCAGGACAAUAGAGACAACUACAGCUGUACUGUAUAAGAUGAUAAUUAGGAUUAGUAAUGUACGUGUAAAGUGAAAGAGUAAUCACUGCUUCAGCCUUUGAUCUGUCUAGAGUGG
This is a messenger RNA of Geodia barretti, 761 nucleotides long. The record is from the annotation of a GenBank genome assembly. Lineage: Eukaryota; Metazoa; Porifera; Demospongiae; Tetractinellida; Geodiidae.